CGUGCGGGUGCAUGCAUGUGUCGAGAGCGAGAAAGAGAGCGUGUCAGCUGAUCCAUCCGUUACCGUUAAUUUACCGACGCUGCGCCGACCCAUGGGAACUACUAAAUAAAUACUCGUACUUGUUACUGUUCUCUGAAAACCCCCCCCCACCCACCUGCCCGAAAUCAAUUUCAAAUGAUAUUCGAUUAUAAUUUCUAAAUUUUGCAUGUGCCAAUAAAAGUUUAAAAGGAGAGAAAGAGAAAGUGAAAGUGUGUGCGUUAUGUGUGUGCCAAAUUAGUUGAAAUCAAAAGUUAACAGGAAAAACCAAAACCAAAAUAAAAGAAUACAACAAAAAAAAAACAACAGCAACAACAACAGCAAAAAACGAGUUGCAGAUGGAAAGCAACGCAUUUGGCAGCAGCCAUUUGCCAUCUCAAGCGCUUGUUGUUCUAUCAGAGGCCGCUUCCGGUUUGCAUGAGGCUCUACGUGGACAACGUCCGUUUCCAUCGAGAUUUUUCCCGUUUCAGUUACCUGACGCCAAAGAUCUACACAACAUGUCACUAGUCGGCAACUACUUCCAUCCGCAUCUGCUGCAGACCCUCAACCAUGGAAUGCUGGUGGCCAACGGCGCCGCUGCCGCGGCGGCAGCCGCCGGUGCGGGGCCCGCGAGUUACUUUGCCAGCGAUAGAUCGCCGCUGGGCAAACCGUCAGUGCUGUCGAACUUCUCGCUGCCGUCGGCAUUCUCGCCUCCCAAAUAUAUUGGCAUAUCGUUGGAUCAGAAUCUGUUCAAUGGCAGCGAAUCAUUUCGCACGGAUUCGGCGAGUCCCACAUGCACAUCCCAUGAAUCCAUGGAGGGAUCACAGGAUUACGAUGCCGUUGAAAAGGGUGAAAGUCCGCGCAGUAAUAAUUCUCAGGAUCCCAGGGAUUUGAGACAUCUGCAUAAUGCGGGGAAGGGACACCCGGCAAUGGCCACCUCCUCGGCCUCGGCAUCGGCCUCCAGCUCGUCCUCAUCCUCAUCCUGCUCGACCAGCAAUUCGGCACAAAUCAGCACCCCAACCAGCAGUGUGGCCGUUUCGAUGGCCACACAUCUGGCCGCCUCGCCCCAUCUGCAUCACACGCACUCGCACUCGCAUUCGCACUCCCAUCCGCAUCAGCAUCAGCAUCAACAUCAGCAGCACUCGCAUUCGCAUCCCCAUCAUGGCCAUCAUGUGGGGGCGCCGCCAGGCUCGGUGGCAACGACACACCAUCACAUGGCCCAUCCGCAUCCGUUGUCCCAUCACCAUGCGGCCCAUCAUGCGGCGCUGGCCAGCCUGAGCAUGGCCGGACUGCGUGCGGUGCCGGGCGGGCUGAGUCUGGUCAGUGGGCUGCAGGCAGCGGCUGCCGGCGGGGCCAUACCCGAUAUGUGUCCGGUGUGUGGGCUCAAGCUGAGUCCGGAGGAGUGGCACACGCACUUCCUCACGGAGCUGGAUCGACUCUACAAGCUGAGUGCGGGCUUCGAGCGGGCCAAUCUGCAGGCGACAUAUAUGUUUGCUCCACCCUGUCCGGCCCAAGAGAACGCCAUACGCACCAGUCACAAUCGCUGGGAGACAUUCCAGCGGAUACGCAACAAUCGGCAGAACCGCCUGAGACUCAAGGUGCGCAAGCGCAAAUACGGCGAAAUGUACAUGAUGGAGAGUCUCUACUGUAGCAGCUGUCCGAUCUGCAAGCGAAAGUAUGCCCUGGAAGCGGGCAAGCUACCCGAGGACGAUGCCAAGUCGCAGGAGGAAAUCGAAACGGUUGACGUGGAGAGCUGCACGGAUGAUGUGCCCGAUUCGGGCUCGGAGCUGGCUGGCCCCGGAUCGGUGGCCUCCGCUGGCGUCGUGACGAUACCCACCAGCAUGCACAACAGCAACGCGCAGCCGGGCAAGCUGGAUGGCAUACUGUACCGCACGGCCUGCGUCAUGAACCAGAAGGAUGUGCACGGCGAUGAGCAGGAUGUGAGCACCAAUGUGACAACAGCCAGCAGCAGCAGCAGCAGUAGUUGGCCAACGGGCGAACCGCCUCAGGCACAUAUCAGUGUGAAAAACGUCAGCGAGCUGUCAUCCACCACACAUCACUACUACAAUGCCGACUCCUGCGGCGUGGGCGUCAAUGACAACAACAGCAGCAGCGGCAACGGCAACGGCAACAACCACAGCGGUGGCGGCAGCAGCAACAACAACAAGGAGCUAAUGAUGGACACGGCCUCGUGCCAGAACGAUAGCGAUGAGGAUGUGAUUGUGGAUGAUGAUGACAACAACACCAGCAGCAUGAAGAUGACGAACAAAAUGAAUUACAACAAAAUGCAGCAGCAACAGCAGCAGCAGCAGCAGCAGCGACGGCAGGAGGAGCAGAAUGUGGGCAGCAGCAGAUCUCUGGAGAACAUUUCACCCGUCGAAGAGCGUCCCCGUUCGGAGCCGCAGGUUAGCAGCACCGAUCCCGGACCCAUGGAUAUCUCCCACAACAACAACAACAACAGCAGCAGUAGCAACAACAACAACAACAAUACACCAACAUCGAAAUAUGUGGAGAGCAUGGAGAACAGCCUGUCGCAGCUGUCAUCGAUGGGAGUGCCGGGAUUAACGCAAUUGGACACAAAGGUGGGAAUUAGUUCGGAUUUAAAACCGGACGAUGAAAACAAAUGUUUCAUUUGUAAGACAGGCAUAAAGGAUCUCAAUACGGAUGCGUUCCUGCGCGGUCGUAACUUCUAUUUUCAUCAGAGCUGUGCCAAUGUCAUGAGCAGCUAUCGCUUGAACAAGGAGCUGCUCAAUCAGGCCCAGAACCAACAGCAACAGCAUCAGCAACAGCAGCACCAGCAACAGCAACAGAGGACUGGCGGCGCAACUGGCUCCGGACCGGGAGGAGAGGCAGCAUCAACGCCCCGCAGUUUGUCCCCAGCCCAGUCGCCGCAGCAGAGUGUGGGCCAGGCCAUGGAGUAGAGGUGACAAAGGUCAAAGGUUGAUAAUUGCAAUCAAAGCGUGAAUUUAUUAAAAUUAAUUAAUAAAACAAAUAUAUGUAUUGUAUUGUGCGAGUAUUUGUGGUAGCUAAUGGAGCAAAUUGGUAUGCAAAUUUCUGUUUAAUUGGGCAUAUCUACACUCCCCUCCCCAUCCCUGUGUUCCCACCACCCUCCUUUUUGUGCUCUGUAAAAAUUCGGCAUGUAAAUUAAAUUUUGUUUUUAACCGUUUUGAAAUGGAAAUUCUACUAGUGCAAUUUAUGUGUUGCCUUUUCAAACUGUCUUAUAAAUAUAUACCCUACCAUAAUAUAUCCGAUCCGUGUAUAUGUAAUAUGUAUUCGUAAUUUCCCUGAACGUGCUAUAAUUGUUAAAUAUUUGAUUGAUCGGAACAAACAAAACAAAACAAAACAAAAAAACAAAUAACAUAAAUAAAUACGAGAAAUGAGAAAUAGUUUCAACAUUAAGCAAAUAAUUAGUUGUAAAUUCUUAAGCCCAUAAAUUAUUUAUGACAAAAAUCAAAUAAAUACAUGAAAA
This is a messenger RNA of Drosophila obscura, 3484 nucleotides long. It is a transcript of the gene tey, whose product is annotated as protein Teyrha-meyrha. NCBI's taxonomy places the organism in Eukaryota, Metazoa, Arthropoda, Insecta, Diptera, Drosophilidae. The transcript is spliced from 8 exons. The coding region runs from base 375 to 2936 and encodes 853 amino acids. The record is from RefSeq and is a predicted model, not a curated record. Gene Ontology annotation, molecular function: ubiquitin protein ligase activity. Gene Ontology annotation, biological process: protein ubiquitination.